AACGUUUACCAACACUUAAGUCAAAAAAAAUUUUCGCUUUCGUUCGCGUCUGAUAUCAGGAUUUUAUCAAGAAUUUAUCAGAUAUCUAUAUGUAUAUGAAUUCAUUGACCAAGCGUCGUCAAAAUCGAUUGAAAAGGAAUAAACAAGAUACCAAACUGGACACGUCUAACUGUUAGGAUACAAUAAAAAACAAGGAAACAUAAGUUUUAGUUGACGCCGAAAAUCAAAGCCGUCGACCAGCCAUCCCCCCGCCGCCGCCGUAGCACCACAGAGAGUAUCAUCAGUACUUGCACCUUUCCCCAUCUCACCUCAUUCACACCAUGUCACGCAGCGUGCGCGCCGAGACACGCAGCCGGGCCAAGGAUGACAUCAAGCGUGUGAUGCAGGCGGUGGACAAGGUUCGCCAUUGGGAAAAGAAAUGGGUCACUAUCAGCGAUACGACAAUGAAGAUUUACAAAUGGGUUCCCAUCUCGUCCAACAGUGAAAAGAAAUCUAAACUGCAAUUAAGUAACAAGCUCAGUGACAAGGAGAAUUCGCUAAAAGGCACACCCACACCGCCACAAAUAACACCCAGUUAUGCGGGUCUCACGGCGGAGGAUUCAAAUACCUGUUUUUCCGUAGUCUCGGAUAGUCAGGGAGCCGAUUUUGUUAGCAGCAUGCCCUUCUCCGAGGAUUCGAAUUCACAAGGCAGCGAUGGUCCUGUGAAACGUCUGAAAACGAGUGAUUAACCCUUUCCCAUAUGUCUCUCGCCGCCAUUAACCUCCGUACCAGCACUACCAGCAGCCGCGAUCCCAACUCUGGUCCCAGUUCCGGUUUCAGAUCCAGAACCCGUCCCAACCACAGCCCCAGAUCCAUCUGCAGUCGCAGUAGACCCAAUGACACUGACGAUGACGACUUUUAACCAAUCAAUUUACAAUUAAUUUCAUUGACAUGAAUUUCUUCUUAUUAUUUUCCUCAUUCUAUUUUUUUUCUUGCUUCUGUGUAUGCGAUUAGAGUUUAAGAUGGAAAUGUCUCUUAGAUAUGGAGAGAUUGCAUUAUUCAGUACAUAAUUUAUUAAGAUUAGUGUGUAUUUCCUUUUCGUUUGGCUAGUUGUUAAGAUCUUUAACUUUAAGGCGAAAACUUCCCCAACCCGCUUCCCCCGUUUUUUACUCCCACACUGUCACUUGAAAGACUUAAGGCUAUUUAAUAUUUAAUAUUACGACGAAUUCUUUAAAUUAAUCAUAGGCUCGAUUUACAAUAGGAUAAGUAAAUUUAUUUAUUUGUUUCAUCAAGCUAAAAUAUUUACUCUCUAUAUCUCUCUUUACUUAAGAGCAAGAAAUGCUCGUAAUUUUU
This is a messenger RNA of Drosophila willistoni, 1332 nucleotides long. It is a transcript of the gene BCL7-like, whose product is annotated as B-cell CLL/lymphoma 7 protein family member A. The record is from RefSeq and is a predicted model, not a curated record. The transcript is spliced from 2 exons. Bases 321 to 728 code for a protein of 135 amino acids. NCBI's taxonomy places the organism in Eukaryota, Metazoa, Arthropoda, Insecta, Diptera, Drosophilidae.